CGAUGUUAACAUAUCGAUGUAAGUUUUGAUGCAACGUCAGCAGAACUUUUUUUGGGUAGCCUUUAUACCGGGAGGAAAGAGUCCGUGUUUCGUCUCUUUCAGUUUUAGACCGGCGACCGAUUUCAACGUGUUCUUGAGAUCAGAGCAGCGCCAAUUGUCAAAUAAUCAUUCAUCUAGACGAGAGAUUAUUGCCACAAUGAAAUUCCUUUUGCUGUUAGCGUUCGCCGUCUUGGUGAGGACUGAUGACAUCAAAAAAGACCAAGGAGUCCUGGUUUUAGAGAAAGACACCUUCCAGUCUGCUAUUACUGACAACAAGUUCAUCUUGGUUGAAUUCUAUGCCCCAUGGUGUGGUCACUGUAAAGCAUUGGAGCCGGAGUACAUCAAGGCCGCCCAGAAGCUGAGAGAUAUCAAUUCUGACAUUCAGUUGGGCAAAGUUGAUGCAACUGAGCAAGCCGAACUCGCUGAAGAAAACAAAAUUCGCGGUUACCCCACUCUUAAAUUCUACCGCGACGGAAAGCCUUCAGACUACAAUGGCGGUCGUACGGCUGAUGAAAUCGUCAACUGGUUGCUUAAGAAAACUGGCCCUGCUGCCAAAGCUAUUGCCACCGUUGAUGAGGCCAAGGAGUUUGCUUCAGCCAGCGAUGUUGCCGUUCUCGGUCUCUUCAAGGAUCUUGAAUCUGAUGCCGCCAAGCAAUACCUAGCCGCUGCUCAGGAAGUCGAUGAUUUCCGAUUUGCCAUCUCUGCUGAUGCUGAUGUCCUUAAGGAGUACGAAGUUUCUUCCGAUGCUGCUGUCUUCCUCCUCAAGAAGGUCGAUGAUCCCAAAGUUGCUUUCGAUGGUGAAUUCACUUCAGAAGCUAUCGUCAAGUUUGUCAAGACCGAAUCUUUGCCUUUGGUUAUUGAAUUCAACCACGAAAGCGCACAGAAGAUCUUCGGCGGAGAGAUCAAGAACCACUUGCUCAUCUUCGUUGGCAAAAGCCACGCUGAUGCCGAGAAAAUCACCCAGGCUGCCCGUGAUGUUGCCAAGCUCUUCAAGGGCAAGGUCUUGUUCGUCACAGUCGACACCGAUGAGGAUGAUCACCAACGUAUCCUCGAAUUCUUCGGCAUGAAGAAGAGCGAACUCCCCGCUAUGCGUCUGAUCCAUUUGGAAGAGGAGAUGACCAAAUACAAGCCUUCUUCCGAGGAACUCACCUUGGACGCCAUGAAGGACUUCGUUCAGGACUUUAUCGAUGGCAAAGUCAAGCCCCAUUUGCUCUCUGAAGACAUUCCGGAAGACUGGGAUAAGACUCCCGUCAAAACCCUCGUUUCCAAGAACUUUGAUUCCGUCGUUUUCAACAAGGAUAAGGAUGUUUUGGUCGAAUUUUACGCUCCAUGGUGCGGACACUGCAAGCAAUUGGUCCCCAUCUACGACGAACUUGGUGAGAAGUACAAGGACCAUGAAAGCAUUGUCAUCGCCAAGAUGGAUUCAACAGCCAACGAAUUGGAGCACACAAAGAUCCAAUCUUUCCCCACAAUUAAGCUUUACCAGAAGGGAGACAACAAGGUUGUCGAGUAUAAUGGUGAGCGAACUUUGGCCGGCUUGAGCAAGUUCUUGGAAACCGGUGGUACUUAUGGGCAGGCCGCUCCAGAGGAGGAUGAGGAAGAGGAAGAGAAGGAUGUUCCAGCCAAGGAUGAAUUAUAAAAUGUAUUGGGGUUUGAAUCACUAUUUGGGGAAAGGGUGCGGGUCUGUUGUGUUGCGAUGUUUUUCUUAAAUGUACGUGAUUAACGAACACCUAAAAAAAAAGAUUUAAAAAAAUA
This is a messenger RNA of Daphnia pulicaria, 1794 nucleotides long. RefSeq names its product protein disulfide-isomerase-like (gene Pdi). The transcript is spliced from 9 exons. Gene Ontology annotation, biological process: response to endoplasmic reticulum stress; protein folding. The coding region runs from base 29 to 1678 and encodes 549 amino acids. Gene Ontology annotation, cellular component: endoplasmic reticulum. NCBI's taxonomy places the organism in Eukaryota, Metazoa, Arthropoda, Branchiopoda, Diplostraca, Daphniidae. The record is from RefSeq and is a predicted model, not a curated record. Gene Ontology annotation, molecular function: protein disulfide isomerase activity.